Messenger RNA from Pterocles gutturalis (yellow-throated sandgrouse), 858 nucleotides. Its product is annotated as keratin, type II cytoskeletal 5-like. Gene Ontology annotation, cellular component: keratin filament. The transcript has 5 exons. The record is from RefSeq and is a predicted model, not a curated record. Gene Ontology annotation, molecular function: structural constituent of skin epidermis. Lineage: Eukaryota; Metazoa; Chordata; Aves; Pterocliformes; Pteroclidae. Gene Ontology annotation, biological process: intermediate filament organization; keratinization. The coding region runs from base 1 to 858 and encodes 285 amino acids.
AUGUCUUGGUUGCAGGAACUGGCUCAGAUGCAGACAAUCAGCCGGGACCUGUCCGUGGUGGUGUCCAUGGACAACAACCGGCACCUGGACCUGGACAGCAUCAUCGAGGAGGUCAGGCGCCAGUACGAGCAGAUUGCGCAGAGCAGCAGAGCGGAGGCUGAGGCUUGGUACCAGAGCCAGUAUGAAGAGCUGCAGAGCACAGCUGGAAGGCAUGGGGACAGCCUCCGCAACACCAAGAUAGAGAUCCAAGAGCUGACCAGGAACGUCCAGAGGCUGCGGGCUGAGAUUGAGAACGUGAAGAAGCAGAACUGCCAGCUGCAGUCAGCUAUUGCUGAGGCUGAGGAGAGGGGUGAGCUGGCCCUUAAGGAUGCCAGGAGAAAACUGGAAGAGCUGGAAUGUGCCUUGAGCAAAGACAAGGAGGAGCUGGCUCGCUUGCUGAAGGAGGAACAGGAUCGCUUGCUGAAGGAGUACCAGGAGCUGCUGAACAUCAAGAUUGCCCUGGACGUUGAGAUUGCCAUGUACAGGAAGCUUCUGGAGGGAGAGGAGAACAGGCUCUGUGGAGAUAACCUGUCCAACGUAAAUGUCUCUGUGGUGGGCAGAACCACGGUUUCUGGAGGCAGAGCUGGUGGCUUUGGACCCAGCGGUGGCAUAGGAGGAGGAGUAUGUGCCGUUGGAGGAGGAAGCAUCGUUGGAGGCAGUUGUGGUGUGGGAGGAGGAAUACUGAGUGGUGGCUUCUCUUCUGGAAGUGGAAGAGUGUGCAGCUCUGGAGGUGGCAGCUUCAUUGCCGGCGGUGGAUCCUCCUCAGUGCGGAGAUGUGUCACGACCACAACGGUCAAAUCUUCAGGUGUAAAAUACUGA